Dreissena polymorpha is the source of this 1133-nucleotide messenger RNA. RefSeq names its product 39S ribosomal protein L12, mitochondrial-like. The transcript is spliced from 5 exons. Gene Ontology annotation, cellular component: mitochondrial large ribosomal subunit; ribosome. Gene Ontology annotation, biological process: mitochondrial transcription; translation. Lineage: Eukaryota; Metazoa; Mollusca; Bivalvia; Myida; Dreissenidae. The record is from RefSeq and is a predicted model, not a curated record. The coding region runs from base 77 to 658 and encodes 193 amino acids. Gene Ontology annotation, molecular function: structural constituent of ribosome.
UUGACCGGCAACCAUCUAGCGUCUAGUGAUCGAGAUUGUUGUAGCAUUUUAUCAGCGUGCAUAACUUUACAAAGCGAUGAAUUCUACAUCGGUUACUUUAUUGAAAUCAAUUUUAAAAACAGCAAAGUGUAACUGCAGGCAUCAUUAUUCAAGUUUAUAUCGACAAGUGAGGACUCUCCAACAUUUGCAAAGAUGCUACAGUACAGAUGCACAAGAACAUCCAUUGCCUUUACCAAAUACACCAAUAAAGACAUAUUCUCCCAAAAUACAAAAGAUAGUGAAUGAUAUAAGCCAGCUCACUUUGCUAGAAGUAUCAGACUUAAAUGAAUUAUUAAAGAAAACCCUCAAUAUAGCUGAUGCUCCGAUGAUGGCAAUGGGUGUGGCUCCAGUAGCAGUGGCUCCCGCAGUGGCAGAGGUGGUUGAAGAAGCAGCUCCACAAAAAAUGUCCUACACUGUGAAGCUGAUACAGUUUGAUGCAGAAAAGAAAGUGAACCUUAUCAAAGAAAUCAAGACUCUAAUUGCAGGAACAAACUUAGUGCAGGCUAAAAAGAUAGUAGAGUCUGCUCCAGUAAAUCUGAAGAGUGAUUUGACCAAAGAUGAAGCAGAAAAGCUUGUGAAAGCAUUAGAAGCUGUGGGAGGAAAAGCUAGCAUAGAAUAACUUAAAAAAAAAGAAAAGUAUAUAUCAUCUGAACUUAGAAUGUGGAUUAAAAAUAAUGACAGUGCGAGCUGAACUUUUGUUACUUUGGAUACCAAUAUAUAAACUACAUUACAUAGUUUUUUGUUGGAUUUUUACCUGUUUACGUUUUGAAUUUGCAUCAAUAUCUUAAGUAUCAGAAAAAACAUUUUCAAUGAAACUGUUUUUUGAAAAGAAACUGCAUGCAAGUCUUCGAACUUUGCAUUUUUCCAUGUUCACAAAACUACAAUAUAUAUAACAUUUUCUGCCCAAUGAAAUCAGUGUUUGAACAGGGCUAGUUCUUCGAAAUUGUAUUCAUACAAUAUUUUUGUAAGUGUAGUGUGUUAUGUGUAUAUGAUUGUGAUUGUGUUUGUUGACAUAGCCCUCUUGAUAUGGUUGUGUCUUCAUAGGUGAACUAUGCAUUUAUUCAUGCAUUCAAUAAACAUUUCAUGUGAACCUA